AUGGCGCCAGAUCCGGCUGUCCUGCAGAGGCUCCAGGUCACAGCAUCCAAACCUAUCGACCAACAGCCCGCCCUCUACGAGAAUGCCCUCGCCUACAUCUGCGACAGCUCCUCAGCGGACGCGACGGCCGACAACUUUAUCGCCGUCAUCUCCACGCUUUUCGAGCAUCCCUCUGGCGUGGUCAUGUCUCGCUCCAUCCUCGCCGCGUUUGUGGCACGACUCAGGGAGCUCAAAAACCCUGAUCUCUGGAUCGACGUCGGCAACCGCACCCUGGACAUCCUGGCCGCGCAGUCCGCCGUCUUCCCCGAUGCCGUCGCCGUCCUGCGUGAGCUCAUCGCCACGGCGCACGAGAACAACGAAGACUUUGUCGACGCGGCCAAGGUCCUGGCCGACAUCCCCCUCGACCUGUCCCAGCGCCAGGUCACCAUCCAGGAGCGCGCCACGGUCUGGAUUCGCAUCGUCCGAAACUACCUCGAGGUCGACGACAGCACCGCCGCGAGCGCCUACAUCUCCAAGCUCAAGAACAUCAUGCACCGGGUCGAGGACCAGGGCCUGACGCUGCACUUCAACCUGUCCCAGGCGCGCAUCCUCGACGCGCAGCGCGAGUUCCUCUCGGCGGCCAACAAGUACCACGAGAUCAGCUUCUCGCUCGCCAUCGCGGAGGAGGAGAGGCUGCACACGCUGAGCAUGGCCGCCAAGUGCGCCAUCCUGGCGCCGGCCGGGCCACUGCGAAGUCGGACGCUGGGCCGACUCUACAAAGACGAGCGGUCGGCGCAGCUGGACGAGUUUGGGAUCCUGGAGAAGAUCUUCCUGGACAGGGUGCUCACGGCCAAAGAGGUCGAGACCUUUGCCGAGGGUCUGCAGCCACACCAGCUGGCGACCACGGCGGACGGCACGACGGUCCUAGCCAAGGCGGUCAUGGAGCACAACCUGCUCGGCGUCUCCAAGCUGUAUAGCAACAUUCGGUUCGACGCCCUCGGGUCACUCCUGGGUCUGGACGCCAGCAGAGCAGAGGAGACGACGGCGAGGAUGAUCGAGCAGGGCCGACUGGCGGGUCGGAUCGAUCAACUCGGCGGGCUCGUCUACUUUGACGGUGGCGAGGCCUCUGGUCAGAAGGGGAGUGGCCGUACAGAGACUGUCGUGGGCAAGGAGAUGAGGCGCUGGGACGCCAAUGUGGAGAAUCUGUCGGAGGAGGUUGAGAAUAUCACAAACGCGCUCCACGAGCAAUUCCCGGCUUUCGUCGAGGCGAAUCUCGCCUAG
Messenger RNA from Emericellopsis cladophorae, 1260 nucleotides. RefSeq names its product COP9 signalosome complex subunit-like protein. Gene Ontology annotation, cellular component: COP9 signalosome; cytosol. The coding region runs from base 1 to 1260 and encodes 419 amino acids. The transcript is spliced from 2 exons. The record is from RefSeq and is a predicted model, not a curated record. Lineage: Eukaryota; Fungi; Ascomycota; Sordariomycetes; Hypocreales; Bionectriaceae.